UGUAGGCCCAGGAAGCCGCAAUCGGCAGGGAUUCGCAUGUGACGUGCCCUGUAUUUCCUGGUUGUUCCAUGUAUGUUUCAAGAGAACGCUUGAGGAUUCCACGUUUGGUUCUGACUUGGUAAAACAGAGACUCCUCCUUUUCCAAAUUAAAGCACCAUGCGACACGGUUGAAAGCUUUUCUCUGUCUCAGACUCUGAAUAAGAAUCUCGGUGAAUAUAAUUGUGCUAGUUCCUGAAGCCCACAAUCAUCUGCACACUCCGACCAAAAUCCAAGAAUAGAAAGGAGGAAUAAACAUCCUUCAAUAAGUUGUCGUGACAUGUCAUGAGUUGACUUCACAACCACGAAAAUUUCAUAGCUUUGAAGCAUCCGCCGUUUAAAUUUCCAUUCCCCAUCUGUAUUCCACGGGGGGGAAACUGCACUGUAGUAACCCCUGAAGUUCCCAAGAAAUCUCUUCCUCGUUCCCGCACAAAAAUCCUCCUUAUUUUCUAUAUCUACCCCAUUAAUAAGCACUACAAUACUAACACCAAUAUACUAACCCACCAUGUCGAAGCAAAAUCCACCGCCGUUCAUCCUGGAAAUCACUGUACUGUCAGCGGAGGGAUUGGAGACCACCUCUUCUUCAACUCUCUUUUCACGCCGUAUCAAGCCCUUCAUCACCUUCACCACGGUUCCACCCAGGCCCUUCAGCCCCAACAAGAGCGGUAAUAAGAAGUGCCAUGUGUACAAAACAAGCGUGGAUGAUGAAGGAGGCACCAACCCCACCUGGGGUGACAAGUUCCGGGUCCCUCUGGACACAGCCUUCUUUGCAAACAGAUUCUCCGCCAUUUAUCUCCAUCUCUUCACCAAGGGGCUCAUUGCGGGACAGGUCCAACUGGGUUGGUUUCAUAUUCCGGUCAACGACUUGGGGUCACCGCCAGUUGGGUCAGUUCGGUACUUGAGUUACCGGCUGCGUGCCAGAGACGGCUCAAGGUGCCAAGGGAUUGUCAAUCUUUCCAUAAAGUUAGAAACUUUAGCCUCUGUUGCCGGCCAAAGAGUCCCAGAUUCGGAGUCACCGAUGGUUGACAUGUGUCGCACCGUGAUUGGCAUACCGGCAACGUUGUUCAGACAUGUACAGGUAAGAGUGAGUGAGUGAGUGAGGGGACUGUGUCAAACAGAGUUAGGUUUUAGUUGAAAACAUGUCCGGGCGUUUUGACGGUAGGUGUUGUUUGAACUGUGUGAAGUGGCUCUUGGGAAAUCCAGUUGUUUGGAACUCACCAGUAAUCAAAGUGAACAGGUGUAGAAAAUAUACUGUAUUAAUCAUUUUGGGGGUGGAGUUUGUACUCUGAUUUCUGCAUAUGUUAAAAAACAGGAGCCAUUACGGGCAUUAUCGUACCGUACCUCUCUAAAGGGGCUGAGACAAAAAGCUUGACCCUUCUGUUUCGGAGAGAGAACUACCGACUACGCAAUGAUUACUGAGUUUGGUUUUGAGUACA
Messenger RNA from Juglans regia (Persian walnut), 1472 nucleotides. RefSeq names its product BON1-associated protein 2-like. The record is from RefSeq and is a predicted model, not a curated record. The coding region runs from base 542 to 1132 and encodes 196 amino acids. The transcript has 2 exons. NCBI's taxonomy places the organism in Eukaryota, Viridiplantae, Streptophyta, Magnoliopsida, Fagales, Juglandaceae.